Andrographis paniculata is the source of this 1820-nucleotide messenger RNA. RefSeq names its product phenolic glucoside malonyltransferase 1-like. Lineage: Eukaryota; Viridiplantae; Streptophyta; Magnoliopsida; Lamiales; Acanthaceae. The transcript has a single exon. The record is from RefSeq and is a predicted model, not a curated record. The coding region runs from base 30 to 1568 and encodes 512 amino acids.
GUAAUAAUAAAUAAAUAACACGUCGGUGCAUGAGACCUUGUGUGCUAGCUAUGUCAUGUGUUGGAGCUGUCCCAAUUCUGUUCUGUACUGUACAUAACUCCAUAAAUUUCCCCCGAAGGUACCUGCAAUUGCCAUAUCCAUCACUUCUUCACAGAAAGCUCUUUCCGAUGGCCGGAAACGCGAUCGAACGCUGCAACAUUCAGCCGUCGGCGGAGGAUCUGCCGACGGCGGAGCUCAUUCUCCCCCUCACCCCCCUCGACCUAAUAUGGUUGUACUUCCACCCCGCCCACCGUCUCCUCUUCUACGAAAUCCCCAGCUGCACCAAAUCCCAAUUUCUUCAAACCAUCGUCCCCAAUUUGAAGCAAUCCCUAGCUCAAACGCUCGCCCGAUUUCUCCCACUCACCGGGAAAAUUGUCAUUCCCGACGACUCCGGCCGCAUGCCCUUCGCAAGAUUCGCCCCCGGCGACUCCGUUUCAUUCACAGUCUCUGAGUCGGAUAAGGAUUUCAACCACCUCGUCGGAAAUCACUCACGAAACGCCGACGAGUUUUACGAUUGCGUCCCUCAGCUGCCUCCGGCGGAGCAGUCCGCCGGCGGGAUUGAGUUCUCUGUACUGGCCGUGCAAGUCACGCUCUUUCCGGGGCACGGCGUGUGCGUGGGCAUCAACAACCACCACGCCAUCGGCGAUGCGAGGUGCACCGUCGAUUUCGUGAAAUCUUGGGCCGCCGUCAACAAGUCCGGCGAGUUCAACUAUUCGGAUCCGGCGCCGGUUCUGGACCGGACCGGGUUCAAAGACCCCGACGAUUUGGGUUCCAUCUUCUGGAAAAUGCAAAUCCAAUACCAAGGCGUUAAAUUCCCAAAGCUCCCAUUCCCACUGAACAAAGUUCGCCGGACUUUCGUCCUCACUAAUGAUCAAAUCAAGAAACUAAAGCAGUACAUUGUCGAAACACGGCCGUGUUUGACGCACGUGACUUCCUUCACAGUCACGUGCGGGCUGGUCUGGACCAGCCUCGCGAGAGCGGAACCGAUCGCCGACGAUGAGCCGGAGUACAUGGUGUUCACCGCCGACUGCCGCAGGCGACUGAAUCCGCCGCUGCCGGAGGCGUACUUCGGGAACUGUCUAUCGAUGUUGUUGGCGGAGACGAGCCACGGGUCGUUGAAAGGCGAGGCAGGGCUCGCGACGGCGGCGGAGCUUCUCGGAGAAGCGAUACGUGAGAUUGUGGAUAACAAGGAGGGGAUUCUCGCGGAUGGCAAGAACUGGCCGGAGAAGUACGGGGGACUGACGGGGAAACGGGUGCUGGCGGUGGCGGGGUCGCCGAAGUUCAGUAUGUAUUCGGCGGAUUAUGGAUGGGGGCGGCCGAGGAAGUUCGAGACGGGGGCGAUUGAUUGGGAGCGGGCUGUAUCGGUGUCGGCCGCCAUGGAUUCCGGCGGAGGAUUGGAGAUCGGACUAUGCUUGAAGAAGGAGACGAUGGAUGCGUUCGCAGAUGUGUUUGAUCGGACGGUCCACAAGCACUCACAUGGAUCGCUGCCCUUAAACCGACAAAAAUGGGGCAAUACAUCGUCAGUUUAAAAUUCAUCCAAUUUAAUCAGUUUAACUAAUUAUUUUAAAAAAACAAAAUAAAUAUUAUAAAAUAAUUAGUUAAACUAAAUAAGUUUUAAACCGAAUAUCCCUGCCCAAAAAUGGACAAGAACGGCUAACAAAAUUGUUGGGAUUCGAUCCCAUUAAUAAAAUCGCACUAUACUUUCUAUUUUUGUAAGCUCUUUUCUUUGCACUCAUCAAAAUUAAUUAUUAUUGUCUUCGAUGAUCUAAAUGUAUAUUUUA